Messenger RNA from Linepithema humile (Argentine ant), 3720 nucleotides. It is a transcript of the gene beta4GalNAcTA, whose product is annotated as beta1,4-N-acetylgalactosaminyltransferase A. Gene Ontology annotation, molecular function: galactosyltransferase activity; N-acetyl-beta-glucosaminyl-derivative 4-beta-N-acetylgalactosaminyltransferase activity. Lineage: Eukaryota; Metazoa; Arthropoda; Insecta; Hymenoptera; Formicidae. Gene Ontology annotation, cellular component: Golgi apparatus. The record is from RefSeq and is a predicted model, not a curated record. Gene Ontology annotation, biological process: carbohydrate metabolic process; glycosphingolipid biosynthetic process.
CCGCGAACGCUGGCGUUCGGUUACGGUUGUGCUGCGACAGUCUCGUGACGAGAUGUCCUCCGCGGUGGUGAUCUUUGGAGCAUUCUCGCGUCCCCCUCGCUCAGCGACAAGCGAUCGUCGUCGUCCGGCGACCGACGUCACUCACGUAUCGUCGUCGGCACGCCCGCCGCGACAUCGAUUCAUCGAUGGACUCGUAGCUGCGGCGGUAAUUCAAUAAGAGGGAAAGAGAGAGUGUACUUAGGAUCGGCGCGCCCGAAUUAACGCGGCCUUCGUUGUCGUCACCGACAAGGUCGCUUGUGGAAGCUGCGAACAGACACGACGCCACGCGAUUCGACGCGAAGCGGUCACGUGGCCGUUCAUCCCUCCGUUCAACCGUGUGUUUACCUUCGUUCGAUCUCGUAUGCGCGACGGGCGUCGAAUUGACGAACAGUGCAACGUGAUGUCGGCGCGUUCAUCCCGCGUGCUCAUCAAUAUGUGACGCGCGUGCUCAUCUCUCUUCAUGAAGUCCGGAUGCUGCGUGUCCACGUUGAGGAGACAGGUGAGGCUGUCAUCAAAUCAAAGGUCGCCGUGACGAAGGAUCAAUAGAGAAAGAAGAGGACGAGUCGACCUAAAAGAGGGCUUCGAUGGAUCUCGUUUGAAACCUCAAAGGCCAAGGCUGCCUCUUAGCUCGAACUGCGAGGGAAGGUGAAAGAGCAAGAUAGAGAUCGGUAUAGAGAGAAAGAGAUGAGCUAUCUGACACGUGGGCGGACUCUGAAGACUCGCAAACUCGAGCGUCGCUGAAAGAGAGAGGAGAAAGAGAGGCGAGAAAGUGAGAAAGGUGGAAGAGGGGUUGCGCGCGCACUUUAGGCACAUAGGCGUCUGCUUCCAUAUUAAUGCUUAAUUAUCUUCGUUGAAGGGGAUUUGAUGAGAGUCCGUAAGGGUGAUGCUUUUGGCGAACGGAAAUAAGAAGCCGCGGGCGCCCUUUUCUUCCUUCGUGCCCGUUAAGGGGGGUGGGGUAGAAGGACUGGGCGGCAGGAUCGGUUCCUGGCCCGCGAGCAGUUGCGACUGCAGCUAAGGAAGCGGCCAGUGACGGGGAGCGCCUCGUGGUGCACGGCGGUGCUCCUCUAACGGCAGCUAGGGAAGGAGUUAUGGUGUCUCGCGCAUGCAAUGACUGUGGCCGCCGCAGCCGUGGCACUGUGGCAUCGCGCCCACCUUUACAAGGCACUCGCCUGCAUCGUCCUCGCCCUGAUCGCCGUCCAGUACCUGCUUAGCGGCGGCGUGCUCGAUCGCCACUCCAUCGAGACCAUUUUCACGAUCAACGCGACCAGAUACGCGGAUCGCUCGUACAGGACGCACCCGCGCGGCCUGAUCAUAUACGGCCCGGCGACUGUUGUGCCGAGCUCGAACGGCGGCAAUGUAUCCUCGACAACGAUACUCUCGAUAUUGGCCAAAGGCCUUUCAAACUCGUCUCGAUUCGAGCCCGUGCCAACCAAAAACCUGGUCGGCAACAAUGGAACUGGACGAGAGUUUCCGGUGGCGAACGCGACCAACAACGCGACGAUUCCACGCUGCCCGCUCAUUCCACCGAAUCUGGUUGGACCGGUGGUCGUUAGUAAAUCACCACCACCGAUGCCGGAGAUAGAGAAGUCAUUCGUGGAGGUGAAAGCGGGUGGCAGAGGUCGACCUGCGGACUGCGUCGCCAGGCAUCGCGUCGCCAUAAUCAUUCCAUUCCGCGACCGACCGCAGCAUUUGCAGACUCUCCUCUACAAUCUGCAUCCGAUCCUGCUGCGCCAGCAGAUCGACUAUCAGAUCUUCGUGAUCGAGCAGGAAGGCACCGGAGCCUUCAAUCGAGCGAUGCUCAUGAACGUUGGCUAUGUGGAGGCUUUGAGAGAAAGAAUGUUCGAUUGCUUCAUCUUCCACGAUGUCGACCUACUUCCGGAGGACGAUAGGAAUCUGUACACCUGUCCCGAGCAGCCCAGACACAUGUCGGUCGCAGUGGACAAAUUCAAAUACAGAUUACCUUACGCCGAUCUGUUCGGCGGCGUGUCCGCGAUGUCGCGCGAACACUUCCAGCUGGUGAACGGCUUCAGCAACGUCUUCUGGGGCUGGGGCGGUGAGGACGACGACAUGGCGAACCGUAUCAAGGCGCACGGCCUGCAUAUCUCGCGCUAUCCGGCGAAUGUCGCGCGCUACAAGAUGCUCACGCACAAAAAGGAAAAAGCCAAUCCGAAGAGGUACGAGUUCUUGAAGACAGGCAAGAAAAGAUUCUCUACCGACGGACUGGCCAACCUGCAGUACGAGCUGAGCGACAAGCGGAAGCCGAAGUUGUACACAUGGCUCCUGGUGAAACUAACGCCGCCGCAGCCCAGCUGAUGGCUACCUUGGCUCGGUUGAAGGCUCCUGCGCGCCAAAGUUUGCCUCUAGCGAAGUCGACGCGGCGCGACCGUUCGCGCCGUGAUAGCCACGUCCCUGGAGCUCACUUCUCAUCGAAGGAACAAAACUAAGAAAUGAAGAAUUGUUUACGUGACAUUCGCUUGCGGCAAACGUCCCGCGAAAUCACUCCCGAGAAACGCUGGGGGUCUCGGUUCAUCGACGAGGAGACGAAGUUCCGAACACGCGCCGGCCGUUUUUAUCCCUAACUGAUCUAGCUGUGGCCACCCGAUGAUUAAUUAUAUAUACUGGUAUAUAUAUUAGAUAUUAAUACUAUUAAUAUUAUUAAUAUCUAAUAAUUGUAUAUAAUAUGAAUGUGUUAUAUAAUCAUAUAUGCAGUAUAUAUUAUGUCAUACACGGUGGCUCCUUUAUAGCAAAGCGUUUGAAUGAAUAACGAGAAACGCUCCGUGCGAUUUCGUAAUCUUCGAUUAAAGAUUAAUACUGAUGCGAUCUCUCUGCAUCCGGGAUCUCCAACUGGUCCUGCGCCAUUCUUCUUUCAUCGACGUUUGGCAGAAAUUGAUUGCUCUCGUUAUCUUUUCCCCACGAUAUGAGAAAAGGUUGAUCAAGCUAGAGGAAUUCAGUUCAAGUGUAUCAUUUGCAUAUUACAUUAUUUGAGAGAGGCCCUAAAAUAAAAAAUUCUUGGCAGUUUGCCGCACAGAUAGGCGCGCAGGAUCAAUGCUGAAGCUGGAGCGCCGCGUCAGUAUUAGUUAGGGAGAGAAAAGAUGCUUCCACGUGGGAGUUAUUGAGUAUCUCGCCGCUGCGUGAGGGUCUCGCCCUCAGUUUGUUCCUCCUCUUCCUUCUAGGGAGAGGGGACGUUGUUACGUGAUAUAUUUUUAUUCCUCAUAUUUUUUUAUUGCGACGGUAGGCUAGAGAGCGAAUAGAGAAAUAGCAUAUGAGCUGAUGUGCCAAAGGAGAGAGUGUUUGUUGUGUACGCGUGUUGUGUGCGAAAGAAAGUAUGCGCGUGAGAGUGAAAGAGAGAGAGAGAGAGAGAGAGGAAAGCCGAGAGAACAAGGAAGUCCAAGUAUCCUUCUUAGAUGCGAACUAUAAUAUACGCAAAGCAAUCUGCCAUCGCUCGGAGGAAUCUUGAAGAGCUUCCGCUUUUACGGCUUAUACGUCCUGUCCGCCAAUAAACGAUCGCCAUGCACAGUAAAGCGAUUGAUUUCUCGAUCAGCGCAAGUGACUGUGUGAAAUGAAGAAGUGGUACUUAAUUGUUUGAUGAUGAACGAGUGUCGAGCAUGCAUAUGCGUUUGCGUUCGAUCACAUAUAUUUAGGCAUGAAAAAGAAAAGGAAAAUAUAGAAUAAAGACAAGGA